UCAAGUCAAAGAGAAGAUGGGUAAACUAGUAGAGUAUAUACUGUUACUUCUAUCAGUUGUACUAGUAGUAUCUACAUUGACUGGAUCUACUAACAAUUACUACAAUGAACCUACAAAAGUCACAGAUUGUUCUGUUACUAAGAAAUUUGCUGAAUUCACUAAUGCAUCACUAACUCCUAAUCCAAUGACUCGUGGAAAGGCAUAUUAUGUGAAAGGAACUUUUCAUAUUAAGAAAACCAUACAAUGGGGUAUUGUACACAUCAUAAUGACAUAUAAUUUCAAGGAUUAUACCAAUAUUACUUUCAUUGAUGACAAAUUUAAUUUCUGUGACUUCUUUCUCGCUUUGACCAAGUUUCGUUGUCCAAUAACUCCAGGAAUAUAUCAAUUGAAUUAUACAUGUAAUGGUAAUGAAGCAGUACCAAAGCUCUUUUGGCGAGGUAGGUAUUAUGCCAAAGCAGCUGCAUAUAAUGAGAAUGGAGAAAAAAUUAUGUGUCAAAAGGCAGAAGUUACUAUUAACUAAACUGCAUGUAUUCUAAUAUGACUUGAAUACAAUUACUAAUAUCAUUAAAUUAAUGCCAAGAGUGCACUAAUACUUAGACUGAAAACAA
Molecule: messenger RNA, 608 nt
Organism: Amphimedon queenslandica
Lineage: Eukaryota; Metazoa; Porifera; Demospongiae; Haplosclerida; Niphatidae
Product: phosphatidylglycerol/phosphatidylinositol transfer protein-like
Exons: 5
Coding region: 17-520 (167 amino acids)
Biological process (GO): sterol transport
Molecular function (GO): sterol binding
Source: RefSeq, a predicted model, not a curated record